Molecule: messenger RNA, 573 nt
Organism: Nymphaea colorata (pocket water lily)
Lineage: Eukaryota; Viridiplantae; Streptophyta; Magnoliopsida; Nymphaeales; Nymphaeaceae
Product: multicystatin-like
Exons: 2
Coding region: 1-573 (190 amino acids)
Molecular function (GO): cysteine-type endopeptidase inhibitor activity
Source: RefSeq, a predicted model, not a curated record
AUGGAUUCUUUCAAUUCCUCUGCGACCUUGUUCGGCGGUUUCCAGCCAAUCCCGGACGUGAAGAACAACAAUGAUGUGCAGGAGCUGGGUAAGUUUGCAGUGGCAGAGUACAAGGCAGAGUACAAGAAGGAGCACCCAGGAGAAGCAGCUCUACUGUUCGCAGAGGUGGUGGAGGCUCAGAGCCAGGUGGUGGCCGGAACCAACUACAAACUGCUGAUCAAGGCCCUGGAAGCGGGGUAUCUUAGGCACUACAAAGGCUCUUUGUUGACCGCUUUCGGCGGUUUCCAUCCUUUCGGCGGUUUGCAGCCGAUCCCGGACGUGAAGAACAACAUGCAUGUACAGGAGCUGGGUAAGUUUGCGGUGGCUGAAUUCAACAAGAAGCACCAAGAAGCAGCAGCCCUAGUGUUCGUAGAGGUGGUGGAGGCUCAGAGCCAGGUGGUGGCCGGAACCAACUACAGACUGCAUAUCGAGACCCUCAAAGCAGGGUGUGUCAGGCACUACAAGGCUCUUGUGUAUGAGAAGACAUGGGAGAACGUCAAGACCCUGACAUCGUUUGAGCCUGUUUUCCCUUGA